Molecule: messenger RNA, 345 nt
Organism: Staurois parvus
Lineage: Eukaryota; Metazoa; Chordata; Amphibia; Anura; Ranidae
Source: the annotation of a GenBank genome assembly
CUAAAACAUAAUACAGUGCAAACAAACCAAACCAACCACCCACAGAUAACAGUACAUACAAGCAAGCGUCGUCAGGCAGGCUGGGUCAAUAUCAAUAGGGCAGGUAGGUACAGGGGGAGCAAGCGGAGAUGGGUCGGGGUCACAGGCCAGGUUCAGCAGGUAGCAAGCAGCGUGGUACAGAGGGUCAGGCAGAGGGAUGGUCAGGAGCGAGCCGGGAUCAGAGCAGGAGAAGUCAGCAGCGGUUCAGAUCAGGCAGGGUCAGCAAAGGAACAGAAACAGGAUGCAGGACAGAUACAGGGCCCAGGACAAACACAACACCAAGGCAGAGUCUGCAAGUCUGGCCAU